This is a messenger RNA of Planococcus citri (citrus mealybug), 3746 nucleotides long. RefSeq lists its product as uncharacterized. Lineage: Eukaryota; Metazoa; Arthropoda; Insecta; Hemiptera; Pseudococcidae. Bases 239 to 3613 code for a protein of 1124 amino acids. The transcript has 7 exons. The record is from RefSeq and is a predicted model, not a curated record.
CAAGUAUUGCAGCUGUGAGCUGUGCAAUAGCAUAGGCUACAUUUUAUAUUAUUAUGCAAUGAAUAAUAUUCUUAAUCUACGUUUGCGUGGCAUUGUUCGACGAAAAAGUUAAUGAAGUAGUUUUGCCAAAAACACCUUUGUGAACUACCUCAAAUUUCCACGAAUUUUUUCGACUAGAAAUUUAUGUGUAUUGUGGUUAUUACCUACAUUCGCGUUAAAAGUUAACUACUUAAUUGCGAUGACAUUCGAUAUCCGAUGCAACUGCUAUCAGAAUAUGCCCAUUAUAUGGAUAGCAAUUACUCUGGCAUAUUUAGAAUUAGCUAAAAGCAAAGCAAUGUCGUGGAACAAUAUUGGCUUAUCUUCUCAGAUAUCACAGAUAACAUCGCAGCCUUUGAAAUUCAAACAAAAAGAAAUCACCAAAAAUAUCAAUUUUUCUGAAAGGAUCGAAUUUGAUUCGCACGAGUUCGAUAAUUUUACUAGAAAUUCCACAGAAAUUGAAGCUAUACAAGAUUCGACUCCAAAAGGAAAUUUUAGCAAGGAAAAUUCUACCAUUGGAAAAAUUUACAGUGGAAAUGGUUUAAAAAUGAAUUCAAAUUUUUUACACAAGAAAACAGUUCAUCUGGAAACCAGCCCGGAAUUUGCAUCAAAUGAAAAAACCUCGGUUCCUUCUCAAGGCAGAUCAUUACCUAGCGAAAACGACACCAUAAGCGACAUCUUGAUAUUCACAAUUUUAUCAAUUUUCAUCCUAACAUUAAUAGCGGUCACGGGCUUCACGUUCUACAACAAACAUUCGCAAGCUUCCAUGCAAAUCAAUGAGGAUAUUUCGAAAGACGAGAAAAAAUUACGUUAUAGAGAGGUGGCUACUGAAGAACCACCUAAUAAUGAUGAUGAAGAAGCCACCAGAGGCAGUUGGAGAAAAACAUUGAUUUCUAAAAUUAGCUUACCAUCUACUUGUAAGCUAAAAUCUGCUAACAAUUCGACCACUUCGGAAAAUGAAAAUGAAAUUGAGAUCCAACCACCCCCACCAGAUACACCAUCGACUCGUACUUUGAGUACAGGGAGUAAUACCAGUACAAGGGCAGGUUCGUGUAUUGAGCCAUCGAAUGAGGCGGGUGAAAAUAAAGAUGCGGGUCAAGAAACUUCAAGAAAAUCAACCUUGUCGCGAACCUUCAGUUUUUUAGAGAGAGUGCGGGCAUCUCUUUCGUCAAAAAAAGAUCACGAAGAUAACCUGGAUGUUUCCAAGAAAAUAUGCACAAAAUGUAACCACUACAGAGAUCCUCAAAUGAUCAUUAAAAGAAUCGAGGAAGUCGAACGUAGAGGAGGACGCAUCUUAAUCCCAAUUCAGUUACCAGUUACUUUGGGAUCUGGUAGAAUAAAAACUUUAGGUUUUCCAAAAUUAUCUCGCGGCCAAUCUACUCCAGGUUCAGGAUAUCAUAAAUGUCAUCGAGGAUCUUGCUGCAUUGCAAAUCAAUCCAAUUUUACUCCGUCGACUUCGGGUUAUUCUCAAAAAAGCCAAAACAGGAAAUGCCACCAGACUUCCGAGUCAUCAAUAGAGAAAUCCAAAACAACCGAUCGUCAAUCAUCACCUACUCCAGGCUGCUCUCAGCAACAAACCGAUGAACAAUAUUUCGUCGAAUCUGACUCGCUUGAAAAAUCAAAAAUAAAUGAAGACAACUUAUCAUCAAAGUCUUUGAACUUAGAUAAAGAAAUCUGCGGUGAAAGUCAAAAAUCUUGUAAAAGUGCCAAACCUUCUGCUACUUCAACGUGUACUAAAUCAAAAUCUGAAGCACUCUUUUCAUCAACUAGAAGGUCAAGUUCGUGUGAUACUGAAAAUGUCUCAAAUUCACCCACAACGAGAAGUAUUACUCGUAGAAGCUCAAUAUAUGGCUCAAAUUCUCGUACAGCAAGGAUCGAGUCACAGAAUGGGGAUCACUACGGUUCCUCUAAUCAAUGCACGAGUAAAAUAGAAAAUUCCUCGGACGAUUCAUCGGAAACUGCAUCAAAAGCCAGUUCAUCAUAUUACAAUGUUCCAAAACUUGAAAUUGAGGAGCACUAUAGUGACGAAGAACAAUGCCAGGAUGCUCCUAGUGAAAGAGAAAAUACAAAUUCUUCCGCAGCCUGCAGUAUCAAGUCAAUUCCAUCGAAUCUUUCUACAACUGCGAAAUGUAUUUCAGGUUCUAAUCAGUCUAUAGCCAAUCGGCCUUCACGUUCUAAUUCCAUAGUCACAAGUCGUCAGUCAUGCUGCGACCUCUCGUCGCAAAAUGGCGAUUCUUUCGUGAAAAAAUCAAAAACUAAAUCCACCGAUGACCUCACUUCAUCUCAGACAUCUUGCAAAAGAUUAAAUCAGUGUAAUCUCAAAUGUACUUCAACUACUCAAUCGAACAAAGAGCCAGUAUGUGCAAAAACUCCGUUAAAAGCACCGGUAAAAUUCAAAGUCCUAUCAACUGAUCCAGACUAUGAUCCUAGCACACUCCAAGUCAAACAACAAUUGAAAAUGUUACUUCAGGAUAACCCUACUUCCUCACAAUCAGCAACUCAAUCGAAAAAAAAUCGAAUAAGGCCGGGUCAAGUUAUUUAUGCUGAUUUAUGCUUCGUUCAGCAACAACCUGCAGUCAAAUGUAAGGACAAUUCUUGUCGUAAAUCCUCUUCAUUUUGCGAAUCGACUACGAAAGAAGGUAUAAUAAUAGGGACACAAUCAUCAGGAUGUUCUGUCUUACAAAAAAAUGGCAAUGUCACUUCGGAAUCCGAAAGUGAUGCUGGUUAUGGACCAUCUCAUAGUGACAGUAAUGGAAAUGAAGACCUUUACAAGAACGUGGAUUGUUCCACAGAAGACAAUCUUAGUCACGAAGCUGAAAAUUGUUACAGGAAAUGUGUAUCCACAAUUUGUUGCGAUGAUUAUCCCAGGGCUAGUUCGACAAGAAGACUAGAUUCUGGACUGGGAAGACGUGAUAGCGAUUUAACUUUGAACAGUUGCAUGAGUGCUGAUUCCAGAGGACAUUUCAUACAAAGUUUGAACCAACGCCUCAAAGGGAAUUAUUUGCAACAGUCAAAAGGUUCGUCACACCGGAGCAGAUUAAGUUCAUCCAGUCGAUAUGCUCCGGUUUUCGAAUAUGCUGAGGAUACCGAUGACUGCGACGUUUACGAACCUAUAGAUGAACAUCUCGAAACAGGAGCUCGUUCUAGUAUGAGGAGCAGUAUGAAUAAAUUAUUACCAAGAAUUAGAUCGUACAUGGCUAGACGUAAGAAAAGCAGUAUUUGUGGAUCAGAACUUUAUUCUGAACCAUCGAUCGAAGAAGGAUCGACGGAAUUAUGCGAAAAUUGUAUGAAAUGUAUUCCUCGCGAUAUUUCCAAAACAAUACGAAGUCGACAAUCAUUAUACACAGACGUUGAAAAAUUCAAACACGGAGGCACAAUUCAUCUGAAUGAUUUGAUCGCAGUUUACCCAAAUUUGUAUCCUAAACUACCAAUCCCUGUGAGAGAAGCAUUAUCCAAGGGUUUUGAUGACUAUUCUGUCAGCCCAUAUGGGAACUUAUGCGAGAACAAUCAACUCGUUCAAGAGACAAAAUGGUCAGACUUGAGCUCAUCCUUUGAAAAUAUCAACUGCACGCACUAAUUAAUAUGCAUUAGAAAAUUAUUAAUAAUUAUAUUUUACGUUCAAUGUACUCGUAUCUAUUUAGAUUAGCCACCAUUAAUAUGGAUUUUAAAUAAUGUUUAUUUUUACGUUACAUACCAAAUAAAAUAUCGUC